Solanum dulcamara is the source of this 1104-nucleotide messenger RNA. Its product is annotated as J domain-containing protein spf31-like. NCBI's taxonomy places the organism in Eukaryota, Viridiplantae, Streptophyta, Magnoliopsida, Solanales, Solanaceae. The coding region runs from base 50 to 826 and encodes 258 amino acids. The record is from RefSeq and is a predicted model, not a curated record. The transcript has 9 exons.
GUAAAACAUUUUGGGAUCGGAGCGUCAAACUCAAAAGGCUCCGUUUUCAAUGGGAGACAACAGCGAUACAGCCACCGCACCGUCGCCGGCGAAAAUUGCCGCACAGGAAGAUGCGCUUCUCAAGCAAUUCUUCGCUGAGGUCAGUGAAGUUGAGCGCGAUAACGAAGUUAACAGGAUCCUUUCAUGCUUCAAGUUGAACCCGUUUGACUAUCUUAACUUGCCAUUUGAUUCAUCCAUCGAUGAAGUGAAAAGGCAGUAUCGUAAGUUAUCUUUGCUUGUUCACCCUGACAAGUGCAAGCAUCCACAAGCAAAGGAGGCAUUUGGCGCUUUAGCAAAAGCCCAGCAGUUAUUACUCGAUCCACAGGAGAGGGAUUAUAUUCUGAACCAGGUUAAUGCAGCGAAAGAAGAGCUGAGAGCAAAGUGGAAGAAGCAGCUUAAGAAAGAUACUGCUUGUAAAUUGAAAUCAUUAGUAACUGAGGGAAAAUUCGACCAAGAGCAUGAGCAAUCAGAAGAAUUCCAGCAUAAGCUGAAGUUGAAGGUUAAAGAAAUCUUGACAGACCAAGAAUGGAGGAGGAGAAAAAUGGCAAUGAGGAUAUCGGAAGAGGAAGGCCGCUUGAAGAAAGAUGAGGAAGAAACAAAAGAGAUGUGGAAAAGGAAGCGUGAGCAUGAGGAGCAGUGGGAAGGAACUAGAGAAAAGAGGGUGUCCAGUUGGAGAGAUUUCAUGAAGGGAGGAAAGAAGGUUAAGAAAGGAGAAAUUCGGCCUCCAAAGUUGAAAACAGAAGAUCCAAAUAAAUCUUACGUUCAAAGACCUGUGAAACGAGGUUAAACACAUGUAACUCAAUUAGUUUUGUUUCAGUGAUGUUAAAAGCUUUAAUUUGCUAUGAAGUGUAAGCUUCACGCCUGUAUCAAUUUGUAUCCAUAGCACAAUUAAUUAUUCUGCAGCAAAAUAUGCUAAGCACCCUGUGAUAGUUCUUUUAACGCCAUUUUGACAUAUACCAUAGAGGUGAAAUAGGAGUCACUAGUAUGGAGUUUCAGUUCUGUAAGUGGAACUCUAUGAUAUUGUCUUGAAGUUUCAUCUAUGGAACUUGAAUCUCCAUUAUAGUA